AGCUGUGGAAACUAGCAUACGCUGACCUCCUACUGCGUGCCGGACUCGUCGGCAAACGUGCUACGGUACUGCAGUACGAGUUUGUGAGCGUUGAGGGAUCGGCUGUGACUGCGGCGAGUGGUGAUCUGCCCUCGCAAGGCCUCGUGCUCGCCAACGUGUGCCGUUUCUGCGGCGACCACGUGCUCCAGCCUGAUGAUGUCAAGUGUCCUGGGUGUGCGCGAUACAAGGAGCCGCCGCUGUGUGGUGUUUGCAGACUGCCAAUCAAGGGUGAGUCUAAUCUAUCCUUUAAAUAAGCUGACAGCAGGCCUCACAACAACCUGCACAACAUGCACACACACCUCCCACACGCGCUGCCUGCGACUCGUCAUGGCGAGCCCCACUGACCAUUGCCCGUCCUGCCUCUGCCGCUGCCUCGCGGAGCGCGGGCUCAGCGGCGGCUUCAAAACGACGCCGAAGUCAGCUCCAACGACGGCGGUGUCGUACGGCUGGCCAGAAAAACUACAGCGCGCCGGCCUCGCGAUGUCACCGACAAAGCUCGACUUUGACGGGCCGCAGUACUCGGGCUUCGUGCGUGCCGUCGACCGCGAGCCCGACCCCCCCGGACCCGAACCCGAGCGGUGGUGGCGCGAACCCGGCGCGGGCGUCGUGAGUUACUUGAAACAUUUGCGCACGGACCCGCCCCCGCCGGCACCUGCACCAGGGCCUGCGCCGGCGCUGGAAGACGGGUUGAAGCGCGGGAUUCGGAACGUCGGCGCGACGACGCCGCUCGAUAUCGUCGAGACGCCGGUCGACGAGCUGCGCAUGGGUCUUUCGGGCCUUGGGCCGAAACACCAUGCGAGACGCGCCACAUUUACGGGCACGGGCACGUCGGGGGCGUAUGGCGGCGAAGCGCUCGAGCUCGAUGUGGGGCCCGAGGAGGAGCAGCCGCGGUCGAGGAUGAAGACGUUUGGGAGGGAGGGGCUGUUGGGGUGGUAGUGUAUUAUAGGUGUUGCAGCUGUCUUUGUGACGUAAACUCCACCGGUGAAGACAGCGCCGAGCAGUCAGCGCUACAUGCCGCACACCGCUCGGUCUUGGCUGCUCGGCG
Cutaneotrichosporon oleaginosum is the source of this 1084-nucleotide messenger RNA. RefSeq lists its product as uncharacterized. The record is from RefSeq and is a predicted model, not a curated record. NCBI's taxonomy places the organism in Eukaryota, Fungi, Basidiomycota, Tremellomycetes, Trichosporonales, Trichosporonaceae.